CGCGGUAGAUAGUGGGUCGGACUGAGCGCACUACGAGCAGACUGGAUGGAGCUGAGUGAAGUGGAGACUUCAGCCCUGCUAGUAAGUGCGUUUUGACAGCGGAAUUCAAGGCUUGCGGUGGUUCCUGCUGGAUUCAACUCUCCGUCAAGUCUCGUGAGGAGCGUGUUGCUAUCUGCUCGGAACGCUAGCUGGCAUGAGCUAACAUGGAAACCAAACCUUUCUUGUCUUUAGGGCUCCUGAAAUCCCCGUGCUCCGCAGCGCCGCCCUGUCUGCGGGGCAGCUCCCCCACUGGCUGCUCCUGCUUCACGGGCGUGUGCCCACUGCACCAGCGCAGGAUAUCCACAGACUCAUCAGGCCAGCUCUCCUCCUCUCCUCUCAGCUCUCCAACGGGUCAUCGGGCCAUGGGCCCCCACCCUCUACAUCCGUCCCUGCUCACCCCGUCCUCCAUGGGCUCCACCCCAGGUCAGCUUCACUCGCCCAUUAAUGGUCUGGCUUCUCCCUUUCCUGUCAUCAGCUCCCCCAUGGGUCACCCCUCCAUGACUGGACCCUCAUCCACCAGUAUGGCCUUCGGACCCAGUCUUAGUCCGCAGCUCAGCUCCCCCAUGACUUCUGUCAGCAGCCCAGAAGACAUUAAACCUCCUCUGGGUCUGAAUGGGGUCAUGAAGGUUCCAGCCCAACCAACCGGCACCUCACUGUCUCUCACCAAACACAUCUGCGCCAUCUGCGGAGACCGCUCCUCAGGUAAACACUAUGGGGUGUACAGCUGCGAAGGCUGCAAAGGCUUCUUCAAGCGGACGGUGAGGAAAGACCUGACGUACACCUGCCGAGACGACAAGAACUGUCUGAUAGACAAGCGCCAGCGCAACCGCUGUCAGUACUGCCGCUACCAGAAAUGCUUGGCUAUGGGAAUGAAGAGAGAAGCUGUCCAGGAGGAACGGCAGCGGGCGAAAGAAAGGAGCGAGGCUGAGCUGGAGCUGGCCGGCUGCUCUAGUGAGGACAUGCCAGUGGAGAAGAUUCUGGAAGCUGAGCUGGCAGUGGAGCCUAAAACUGAAACCUAUGUGGAGGGCAGCCUUGCUGCUCCAGCCAGCUCUCCCAACGACCCUGUCACAAACAUCUGCCAAGCUGCAGAUAAACAGCUCUUUACGUUAGUGGAGUGGGCCAAAAGGAUACCACACUUUUCCGAACUCCCUCUAGACGACCAAGUCAUCCUCUUACGAGCAGGGUGGAAUGAGCUCCUCAUAGCUUCUUUCUCGCACCGCUCUAUAAGUGUGAAAGAUGGCAUAUUGUUAGCAACAGGCCUCCAUGUCCAUAGAAACAGUGCACACAGUGCAGGAGUAGGCGCCAUUUUUGACAGAGUGCUGACAGAGUUGGUGUCUAAGAUGCGAGACAUGCAGAUGGACAAGUCUGAGCUUGGAUGCCUGCGAGCGAUUGUUCUUUUCAAUCCAGACUCUAAGGGCCUGUCUAACCCGGCAGAGGUGGAGGCACUUAGAGAGAGAGUCUAUGCUUCACUGGAGGCCUACUGCAAACAGAAAUAUCCAGACCAACCCGGAAGAUUUGCCAAACUGUUACUUCGGCUGCCUGCUCUGCGAUCCAUCGGCCUGAAGUGUCUGGAGCACCUGUUUUUCUUCAAAUUAAUUGGAGACACACCCAUCGACACUUUUUUGAUGGAAAUGCUAGAGGCGCCACACCAAAUGACAUAAUGGAAGAGUGCCUCAGAUCACCCUUGACAAUGUUUCGCAGAAUCUCUCUAAAGAAUGACGACGCAUGUGCAGCCUUAUGCACAGACCACCUCGAGAGGCCAUGACAGGAUGCAUCUCAGUGAAGCCUGCUUUUUCUAGUCUGAUGAACAUCUUACCUAACAGUCCAAGAGAUGUGAACUACAAGCAGUUCUGCUUUGGUGCUUCACCUUUGGAAUUUCUAAAUCAAAGUAAUUGCAUAAAGACCAUUCAGUAUGGAAUAAUUUAUAGGGAAGACGGAUUAAGAGAGUCAUCGCUGGUAUGCAUGAGUUCAUGCUUGGGAGGUUACACAAAGUUGGUUCUAUGGAUUUUUAGAAGAUAAGAACUCCUAAGGUCUAAUGAUUUCUUGUUUAUUCUGCCUCAUGGAGGCCUACCUCUGCAUUCCAUUCUUUUCAUGGUCAAACAGUUUCAUCUCUGUACACAUUCAUGUCAGCGUGAGUGUGUAGGUUUGAUGAAAGAAUGCAAAACUCUCGCAUUACCUCUUAUACGCCUCUCGGUACCACGUGACUCCUUUUUCCGACACCUCAUCACUGCCUUUCGGUUAUGGACUGUACUGUAUGUGCGUAAUAUUCAGUGUUAAUCGUAUGUAAUUUGCAAAUUUUUAAUUUGGUAUCUGGAAUUCUGGAGGUAGAUACAAGAGAAAUGAAUGGUUGUAUUUCCAGCACUUACUGUUUUUUUUGUUUUUUUUUUGUCAAACAGUGUUGACAUUAGCAAGGCUGCCAGAAGUCAGUUCCCACAAGGAGGAAACUGCAGUGUUGUUUGGCCGUAGUAGAAAGUACUUCUCUUUUUGGAAGAGGUAUAUGAAUGACAGAAUGGUCUAGCAAGAAUAAGAAGCAGGUGUGCUCUUGGCCUGACUCAAGUUUUAUUAUAGAAAAAAAGAAUGAUUCAUUGUUAGAGUUGUGUAAAAUAUUUAGAAGACAUUCGAUUUCUCUAUUGUUUUGCCUCUAUAAUUCAUCUCAAUUAUGUAUCAAGCAUUUCCAAAGAUUUUCAAUGCGUUUAUAUAUCAUCUGAUGAUUCCCAGCAAGGCAGCGUUUGUGCUAUGAAAAUAUGCAAUUAGUUAAGAGAAUCCAGAUGAUGGUCUGGCCUCAGGGAUAUGUAAGGUUUGGGAAGAGCUUAGUAUGCCCCCUAGUGUUUAAGAGCUGACGGUACAGCUUAGACAGUGAAUCAUUGUCUAAACUUUUAACAGUGAAUCAUUUUGAAUUUGAAAAUGUAAAAAAAAAAAAAAGCAUUGUUUGUCAGAUUUGGCCA
Colossoma macropomum (tambaqui) is the source of this 2984-nucleotide messenger RNA. RefSeq names its product retinoid x receptor, alpha b (gene rxrab). The record is from RefSeq and is a predicted model, not a curated record. Gene Ontology annotation, cellular component: RNA polymerase II transcription regulator complex; nucleus. NCBI's taxonomy places the organism in Eukaryota, Metazoa, Chordata, Actinopteri, Characiformes, Serrasalmidae. The coding region runs from base 204 to 1700 and encodes 498 amino acids. Gene Ontology annotation, molecular function: retinoic acid-responsive element binding; zinc ion binding; nuclear steroid receptor activity. Gene Ontology annotation, biological process: retinoic acid receptor signaling pathway; anatomical structure development; response to retinoic acid. The transcript has 11 exons.